Molecule: messenger RNA, 541 nt
Organism: Mycena indigotica
Lineage: Eukaryota; Fungi; Basidiomycota; Agaricomycetes; Agaricales; Mycenaceae
Exons: 3
Coding region: 1-423 (140 amino acids)
Source: RefSeq, a predicted model, not a curated record
AUGACAGCCGCGGCUGGGGGUCUGCCCGCAACAGGCGGCGCCAAACGUAAUACAUCGUUGGAGGAGGCAGGCGGAUGGGAGUUUGGGAGCGCUGGUGGGCGUGAAAGAACCUCCACACUGGCUUUUGGGAGCGUAUUCGACUGCACCUGGCUCCCCGCAUUCAGCGCCAUAGUCGAUAUCGGCGUGGCUAACCCCACAUAUCGGUGUGGAGACGAUGGCGAGGGAAGCCUGCUUCUGCCAGAGCGGAGAGUUUUGGACGAUUCGUGCUCAGGAACCCAUUCCCGCUUCUCACCUGCCAAUUUUCUUGUUCCUCGUCAUAUCUAUCGCCACAGCCAAGCUUCUUGCGCACUCCAAACGCAAACAGAUCCGCCAAACCCUCCCAUUCUGGCUCACGCAACAACUCCGCAAAGAGGCACGACCUGACAAACACUACAUCGACUUUCGGCGUUCGCGCUGUCCUGUCUGCAGGCAGCACCACCUCCCAGACACGCAAGUAAUGCUCGCCGUUAAGGCUGGCGACCUUCUCAACGCCUCUGCUUGA